GCCUCCGCCUCCUCCUCCUAAACCCUAAAACCCCUCUAAACCCUAACCCCAAUCCCCUCUCUCUCUCUCUAUAACGAUGGGAGCUCUCUCGUCCCCGACGCAAUGGAUCCUCGAGGACGAUCUCCUCCUCAAGAACGCCAUGGAGUUCCAACAGGCUGGUGCUUCCUUGGAGUCAUUGGCUAAAGGUGCUGUAAGCUUCUCCCGUCGUUAUACCCUUAAAGAACUGUAUGAUCGAUGGUCCUCUAUCCUUUAUGACUCGAACGCCUCACUAGAGACGUCUGCUCGUAUCUUGGGGUUUGAGAAUGAAUCCUCCACAACCAAUCCUUCCAAGACUGGCCGAACUUGCAGUUCCAAAGGAAAAGAUUUUCUAUCCCAUAAACGGAAAGUGAACAGUGUAAGGAAUCAUUACUAUGCCAUGCGAAAGAGAAUCUGCACUGAACCAUGUAAUACUGCCGAUCUUGAUUUUCUUGUCGCACCGUGUUCAUGUGCUGCUAAUGGCAGGCAAUGCAUAUGCAGAGGUUCUUUAAACUCUCAAAAGCUUCAUUCAGUUGAAAACAUUGCAAUAGGUGUGCCGGUUGUAAACUGUUAUGAACAGUCAGGCACGACCUAUAAUGGUGGACAAAAUGUAUUCCCAGAUGGAAUAGUUGAUAGGGACUGCUUAUGUCGGAGCCAUGUAAACCAGUCCUUUGAGCAUGAUUACAUACAGAAGGAUCCUCAGAUUUGUAGAGAGAAUCACAUUCCUCUAAGGAACAGCUUUGAUGUUGGCGAAACUGAUGGCCUGCAGUCUCUUCCUAGUACCAAUUUGUAUAAAGAUGAAAUAAUUGAGGCAAAACAAUUUCCUAUUUGUGAUUCACAAAUAGGUAAGUCCGAAGGUUUCAUAGUGAACCGCAGUGAAGUCCCGGAUUCUGGGGAUUCAUUUGAUCUUCUUGGAACUAUUUGGAAAGGUUCGGCACCGACCAUGCCAAUGGAUAUUCAUAUAACAGAGGAAGAUCCAGAAGGUUUAACUCGUAAUGAUACUAAUAGUUUGCAAGGCAAGUUGAAUGAUGGAACUGCGGAUGAUGGAAUGAAUAGUACGGAGUUGAUAUCCGAGAAUGACUUUAUUGAUUUUACUGGUUCGUACAUGGAAUUUUCUGCUGAUGAUGAAUUCCUUUUCAUGGAUGUUGAUGAGACUCCUAUUGUCUCAAGCUCUCCUAGAAAUGCUAAUCAAGUUGAUGUUGCCAACGCAAGCGAUCCUAAACCUGCAGAUGCUAUCGAGUCAACUCUUGUUGCUCCUGACUUGCGUUCUGAAGGAACCAACAAUAGUUCUGACCCAAUAGGUUCUGAACUUGAUAUACAUAACGCCACAAAUGCUGAUAUGGAAGUACCUCACACUGGUGAAACUAUCGAAAUUUUCUUAAUUUGCACGUUAAACACAGAAGAUACCGAAAUCCCAUGCAAUGACGAUAUUAUUUUACCGACUUGUGAAUCCAAUUCUAAGCACCAAAGUGUUUCUCUUCCGCCCUCUAUUAAAAUCUUGUCUGUAGAGGGAAAAAGUACUGUUGGAGACUUGCCCAUUGUAAAGGAAGAGAAUGUGGGAAAUACACUGCCCCUUACACUCCCUGCAAAGGCAGAACCAUCUGGAUUACAACAUAAGGUUGGUUUGGUACUUCCCAGUAAUGGCUGUACGGGUGCUGAAUUUACUGGGCAUCCUAUUAAUUCUGUUAAUGAUCCAAAUUCGUGCACCAUUCAUACUACUGCAUUGAAGGAAGAAUGUGUUGCCGGAGAUUUGGGGCAACAUGGUAAUUUUAAUAAGUCUCGUGAUUUCUUUCUAGAGAAGCCAGUUCCCCAGGUUGACCACGUGAACUACUAUUCUGCAAACAUUGCUGAUGGCCCUAAACAGGAAAUAGAUGAUCAAAUUGGACCGCAGAAGUGUGUGCCAGCAAAUGCAGCUGGGGAUGAUUUGGGGCUUCAGGGUCCUAUUGCAACAGUGUCCACUUCUGACCAAGAAGAACAAUUUUCCGAGAGUGAUGAUGAUGUACCGAGCUAUUCUGAUGUUGAAGCUAUGAUUAUCGGGAUGGACUUGGGUCCGUAUGAUCCGGAAUCACGUCCCAUCACCAAGGAAGUUUUGCAGUAUCAAUCCAUGAGCAACAAGAAGACCCUUAUAAGGUUGGAACAAGGUUUUCAUUCUAGUAUUAACAGAGCUAUUGUAAGGCACGGAGCUUUCGCGAUCCUUUAUGGCAUGCAUUUGAAAUAUUAUAUAAAAACUCCCGAGGUGUCACUUGGAAGAGAGACAGAAGAUGUGAAAGUUGACAUUGACUUGGGAAGAGAAGGGCAUGCAAAUAAAAUAUCUCGUCGACAGGCUAUUAUCAAGAUGGAUGAAGAUGGAUCAUUUUUUAUCAAAAACAUUGGCAAGUGUUCAGUAUUUGUCGACGGCAAGGAAGUACUAACUAAAAAACGUAAAAACCUAAGAUCAGAUUCUCUUAUUCAGAUCCGGGACUUGAAGUUUAUUUUCGCGGUGAAUGAGAAGGCGGUGAGGCGUUAUCUUAGUAACAUCAGACGUAGCAACCUGGGACAGAACACAAGAUUUGACUGGGUCCCCGGUCAGAACCAAUGAAUCGAGGUACCGCGGAAGCUGCUCCUUUAUAAUUUUCUUUCUUAUUUUUAUAGUUUUUCCUUUAAUGUUUUGUUCUGUUUCUAAAGGAAAGGGGUAGGUUCGGUUUCUUCCUCCACGAUAUUUUUUAUAUGUAAUCCAGUUAAUGUACAUGAUAUGGCUUUAUUCUCCCAUCGAAAUCAGUGAAAACAAUUGUUUUCCAUGAAUUUUUGUUGCGUGUCUUCGUCGAUGAUAUACUAAUGUGUGUACGCCAACAUUAACGGAUCUACUUUUGCGAUGCAUUGGUCA
This is a messenger RNA of Ananas comosus (pineapple), 2878 nucleotides long. RefSeq lists its product as uncharacterized. Gene Ontology annotation, molecular function: G-quadruplex RNA binding; protein binding. Gene Ontology annotation, biological process: positive regulation of transcription by RNA polymerase II. NCBI's taxonomy places the organism in Eukaryota, Viridiplantae, Streptophyta, Magnoliopsida, Poales, Bromeliaceae. Bases 77 to 2593 code for a protein of 838 amino acids. The transcript is spliced from 7 exons. Gene Ontology annotation, cellular component: NSL complex; Ino80 complex; MLL1 complex. The record is from RefSeq and is a predicted model, not a curated record.